GAUACCAAAUUAAGCAAAUGGCCACCGGGGCCUUAUGCAAUACCUAUGUCGUAUUUUGGGUGUCCUGAACAACAAUCAAAGGGUUGGUCUGAAGGACUUAUUUCUCUUAACUUUAAACUUGAGGAAACAAGAUACAACACAACAAUAUUAAGACAUAUUAAAGAGGCAACUGAAGAUAAUGAGUACAAAUAUGACUGGCCAGAAGUGGACAAAAAUGUCUUUCAACCUAUAACAAGUAAUUCAAUGACACUGCAGUUUUGUUUCAAGAGUAGAAACAACACCACAUUAGAUGUUGGAUCGUUUCCAGAAGGAAAUUACAGCGUCUUUGCGGAUGAAAGUGGUUGCAAAGAAGGGUUUUCCUCGAUUGAACAUAAUUUAACGAUUCCUGAGAUAGACUUAUGGACAUCAGAUGGGGAUCUUCCAAAGUUCCGAAUACUUCAAGCCAAUAAUAAUG
Molecule: messenger RNA, 454 nt
Organism: Ruditapes philippinarum (Manila clam)
Lineage: Eukaryota; Metazoa; Mollusca; Bivalvia; Venerida; Veneridae
Exons: 2
Source: RefSeq, a predicted model, not a curated record